AUGUUCCAGUUCGCUGCGAGCGUCGCUUCGAUACGAUCCGAGUAUCCACACGCUUACGACGACCAUGCGACCCAGUUUCUAGACGAGGAAAAAGGGAGACAACAAAUUCCAUCUGCACGAUCCGCGAAGAAUUUCGAGCCGGCAAUCGACGACUUCCACCACGCUUAUAACAACUCUCCAAAUCAAAGCAAACCCAUUUCCUCCCAGAAACCCCACCACCUUCAUACAAAACCCCCACCCCCCUCGGACAUCCCCCGCCAUCUCCGACCCCCACCCCGCCAUCGCCGCAAACCCCAACUCCUCCAUCUCACCCGACCACCGCACGCAGGCAGCAACAUUCUGUACACCAUGAUUCGCUGCGCAGCAAAGUACCUGCAGUUCGAGCUUUGCACUUCAUGUGCGAUUGAAGUCCCCCCCUCAGCCCCUAAGACCAAUACUGAUACCAUUGAGAAUAAAGUCUACGCAGCCAGACGCAAGACCAAAGGCACCAAAUAUGUCGACCCACCACCUGACCAUCCACGACCUGCUCCGCAUAACCUACACGUACGAGGCGCAAGCCCUCGAGGCCGAAUCAACAAGUCGCUCGAGUUCGAUAUGCUCCGGUCGGCCCGACUCGAGGAUAUGUCGAUUGUCAUUGGCUACGCGGGAAUCGAAGGACAAGGUACAAGAUGGAGAGUGCGAGGUUGCCACGGGAAGCUGCGUGUGACGUCUUUGGAGGUUAAACCGCUAGGAAAGUACGGGGGAAUGUGCGAGGUGGUUGGUGAGCAAGUCGAUGCGCGGUUGGUUUGGUGGGGUUGCGGGCGGGAUGUCCGAUGGUGGAUGGAGAGCGGAUACCAUGCUUACAUGGGCAUUCAUGUGAACAACUGUCGCGACCAAGGCUUCGCUUUUGACAGCAAAGAAGGCCGCCAUGCGUCAUAUACCUAUGCUGGAUUCGUCUCAAGCAGCCGCGAACACUCACCGCACAUGCCAACUCCAGUUCGCGUGCAAGCUUUGGCGUUGCGGGUUCGCAAAGUCUUGCGAAGUCAUUUUGACUCCAAGGCUGUCGACUGCCUAGUACAACAGCUUGCCCCCAAUGCCUCAUGA
Messenger RNA from Plenodomus lingam JN3, 1083 nucleotides. Lineage: Eukaryota; Fungi; Ascomycota; Dothideomycetes; Pleosporales; Leptosphaeriaceae. The record is from RefSeq and is a predicted model, not a curated record.